Equus caballus (horse) is the source of this 3074-nucleotide messenger RNA. It is a transcript of the gene SHISA2, whose product is annotated as shisa family member 2. The record is from RefSeq and is a predicted model, not a curated record. Lineage: Eukaryota; Metazoa; Chordata; Mammalia; Perissodactyla; Equidae.
CCUGGAGCCCUGCGCCUGCUGCCCGCCUUCGUGGCCCCUUCUCGCCGCCCGAGAGGGGAAUAAAGGAGAGGAGACGCGCCCCGACUCGUGUGCGGGACCCCGAGGCUUAAACUCUGCGGCAGCCACCUGGCUCCGGGUGCACAGCGACGUGCCCAGCCGCCUUCCGACUGGAGUGAGCGUCCCCUCGGGGAUGCACCGGGAGGGUCUUGUCGCGGGUGAAGCCUCCAGGGGCUGUAGGACGGCAGCCUCGGGGGCCCUUUGACUCUGCGCCCAGAGAGUUCCAUCAGCGAGUGCCCACUCUCAAGACAGCCCCUACCGGGACCGGGCCACCCGGCUGAGGGAGGGGAUGGCUUAGGAGCCCCCGACCCCGCAGCCCGGCGUCGUCGGCUCCCAGACGUCGUGGCAGAGGGCAGAGGCCCGCGCGGAGAGCGCCGCGGAAGGGACACUCAGCGAAGAGGUCCCUGCCUCCGCCCCGCUGAGACCAGGGUCGCCCGGGCCCCUGCUUCCCGGGAAUCGCGCUGCGCCCUCUGAGACGCGCCGCCCGCGCCCAGGGUGGUGCCAUGUGGGGCGGACGCCGCUCGCCCGCCGCCUCCCCUCGGAACGCCGCUUCCCUCCUGCAGCUGCUGCUGGCCGCGCUGCUGGCGGCGGGGGCGCGGGCCAGCGGCGAGUACUGCCACGGCUGGCUGGACGCGCAGGGCGUCUGGCGCAUCGGCUUCCAGUGCCCCGAGCGCUUCGACGGCGGCGACGCCACCAUCUGCUGCGGCAGCUGCGCGUUGCGCUACUGCUGCUCCAGCGCCGAGGCGCGCCUGGACCAGGGCGGCUGCGACAACGACCGCCAGCAGGGCGCCGGCGAGCCUGGCCGAGCGGACAAAGACAGCCCCGACGGCUCGGCAGUCCCCAUCUACGUGCCGUUCCUCAUCGUUGGGUCCGUGUUUGUCGCCUUCAUCAUCUUGGGAUCCCUCGUGGCGGCCUGUUGCUGCAGAUGUCUCCGGCCUAAGCAGGAGCCCCAGCAGAGCCGGGCCCCGGGAGGGAACCGCCUGAUGGAGACCAUCCCCAUGAUCCCCAGCGCCAGCACCUCCCGAGGGUCGUCCUCCCGUCAGUCCAGCACAGCGGCCAGCUCCAGCUCCAGUGCCAACUCUGGGGCCCGGGCGCCCCCAACAAGGUCACAGACCAACUGUUGCUUGCCCGAGGGCACCAUGAACAACGUAUAUGUCAACAUGCCCACGAAUUUCUCUGUGCUGAACUGUCAGCAGGCCACCCAAAUUGUGCCCCAUCAAGGGCAGUACCUGCAUCCCCCAUAUGUGGGGUACACAGUGCAGCAUGACUCAGUGCCCAUGACGCCUGUGCCGCCUUUCAUGGACGGCCUGCAGACGGGCUACAGGCAAAUCCAGGCCCCCUUCCCCCACACUAACAGUGAACAGAAGAUGUACCCGGCUGUGACCGUGUAACACAAGGUGCCGGUGGGUUCCUUUACGAGACGGAGGAAGACAGGGAGGCCGUGGCCUUUGGAAGGAUUCUCAAGUGGAAGUCUUCACAUGUUGGUGGUGUUUAUGGCACGGUUCUUUUGGAUGGUUUUAUUUGCUCCCUAACUGUAUGAAAAUGUCUCUCUCUGAAUUAGCAUUUCUGGAUAUGUUUCAUCCCAGUGCAUGAUUGAUUUAUGAUGGAAAAAAGCAUCACCUGGAGAUGGCUGUGUUGUUGCUGACGGUUGUGUGACAAAUGCUUGAGCCCUUAAGUGCCCUUGAGGUAUGGCUGUCAAAAGAAUUUUGUAAACAGGUAGAUUAAGGGUUUUUAUUAUAUCGUUAUUAUUAUUAUUUCUUUUUUGUUGUUUACGGUACCGGAUCAGAAUACCUGUUCUCUCCUUUUUACCUGGGUAAGUUUUUUAAUAAGCAUUCAAGGUUUAGGGGAAGACAUAAAGAACACAAUUAUUAUAAAAGGAAAUCCAGCUUGAAGUCUGAGAUUAGUCAUUGAUCUCAGUGUUUCACAGGCGCAUCUUAGUUUCAUUGUAAAAAGAUAUAUAUAUUUUGUCUACUUUGUGAUUUUUUGAGUCUAUUUCGUGCUUUUUUACCCUGUGUAGAGGUCUUAUUACAAAGUGAUUUUCUACAUUAAAAAGAGGCUGGAGGAAAUUGUCUAGUUGCUUAAGCAAUGACAUUUCAGAACUCGGGGAUUAUUUCAUCUUGAAGUAGUGGGUGGUGUGAUAAUAAAACCAUUCAUCCCCUUCUUGGUGGGAUCAUCUAAUUUUCUGACUUCACAGUGACAUCUGAGAAGUAAUUACAUGUUUUUUAUAUUGAAAUCAUAAACUAUCACCUGCUUUCUCCAAGUUACUUUUAAUUUUACCGUGUGGUCCGGCUUGGCAUCUCGUCCCCUUUGGUCGUCAGAUCCCCAUUUUUGUGUAGUACCGAGUGCAGGUAAUUGUCAUAAAGGAAGAUCAGCAUUUCUGCCCAGAUCUGCUCAAACGUUUUCUUGUUUCCCCUACAAAACCUCAAAGAAAUCCUUUACAAAGAUACUUAGUAUAGCUUCUAAGCCAUAAUCUAAGAUUUAGGAUGAAAUUUAAACCACCAAUAUGAUUUACUUUGCAAAUCUCGUUAUCAAAAUGGCGUAUUUUUCAGGCACUAAGGACUGUUAAGUCAAGAGAAAAGCUUUUGAAAGAGAUAUUGCCUUUCUUCCCCCACAAAACUGGUUCUUGUUUUCCUCUCUUAGUUCUCAACAAGUGCUAUAUUCAUUACCAAUGUUCUGAAUUAGGAAAUUCAAGUGAAUUUAUUUGUAUAUUGUUUACUUAUAAGAAAUGAGGUUAUGUGCAAAUGGAUUUCCAACUUCUAGCAAAACCAAGAUUUGUAAUUAAACCAUUGUAAGAUAUGGUCUUUAACACAUUUAUAUCUUUAUCUAUAGUUUAUCAUCCAUCUGUCUAUCACCUGUCGAGCUACCCUAUUUAUCUCUCUCUCUGUCUCAUGGCUGAAUACUGUAAAAUCAUUGUUAGCAAUUGGUCUCAACAAAGAUACUCAAAUCAAAAUUUUUUAAUAACCAAAGGCAGGGGAAAAUGAUUUUACUUAUUAAUAAAUAUUUUAUGUAUAAAUUCC